Molecule: messenger RNA, 1014 nt
Organism: Brenthis ino (lesser marbled fritillary)
Lineage: Eukaryota; Metazoa; Arthropoda; Insecta; Lepidoptera; Nymphalidae
Source: the annotation of a GenBank genome assembly
AUGGCAAAAAACACAAAAAUAAUGCUAUAUUUAUCAACAUUAUUAUUGCAGCUAAAUGCAAUAAAUUCAGAAGAGGACGAUGAUUUUGGGACUACAGAACCAAGUGAAGAAGAGUGGCAUAUGGAUUUUAUGCCGACUGGAUAUCUACCAGACAGCGUCUACAGAGAACUAGCUUGGUAUGGGAUACUGCAAAUUCAACCUUUACACCACAGCACUAAACAUAAAGUUGCUGCGCAACUAAUCUGGCAACAUACACUUGGAAGACCAUACGUGAUCAUGGAAAGUCCUCCUCAGUCAACUCAAUCAGAAGGUAAAGUAAGUCGACAAAUACUAGCCGAAGAGGCCGCAAAGUGGUCAAGAGAGCAACGUGCAGCGCAAGAAGUGCUUAUGGAAAAUAUCAAAAGUGGCGGAAAUGGUCUUACCGUCAGAACAGUAAUCAGCGCUCAACAUAAAACGACGUACAUUAUACAAAAUGGAAAUUAUUACACAUGCCCAGAAGGUUCUGAACCUGAUCUAGAUGCCUACAGAAUGCAGGCCAAUAUGCACGAAAGAAAAUGUACUUUUGGAAGGUCUUCUAUCCCUGUACCAAUAGAUCCUUGCAUCGAAGCGGAAGUAGCACCCAUAGAAUAUUCCUUUCAUGAAGGAUGGAUGUUUUGCCUCGGAAAUGGUGAACGGGAAAAUAAUUAUUUCCAAAAUGGUACAUUAGAUUGUGGGAAUAAAACAAAGAUUUCGGUGGACGAAUUUUUAGAAAAAUGUGCCAUUGAUAAUAAUGUAGUUAUAUCAUUCGACUACUAUGGUGAUGAACCUAGAAAGGAUUUGUUACAUAAUGCUACUUUAUGCACUACUUGGGAUCCAUGUAAAUUAUCCUAUUUAUAUAGAUUAGAGCCCCCACCGGUUGAACUCGCUCCUGCUUUUCCAACCACGACUACUAAUCCUUGCGAGACAACAAUAUGUCCAGAAUGUAUGGAAGGAUUCACUGGUGAUCAAGGAGUUCCCAUCGAUUUGGAAGAAAAG